AUCUUAAAAUUGAGCCACAGGCUUCAACUUUAUUACCAUUUCCGAUCGGUUUGGGUCCGCCGUCCGCAGGGGAGAGAGAGACAGAGAGGGGAUGGGUAGCGGCGGAGGCGGCGUGGUUAAGGACGUUGGCUCAAAGGCGGAGCUCGAUGAAGCGCUCCUCGGGGCGACGGCGGUGGUCGUCCACUUCUGGGCGUUUUGGUGCGAGGCAUCGAAGCAGAUGGAUCAAGUAUUCAGCCAUCUCGCCACAGACUUCCCUCAUGCUCUCUUCCUUAGGGUUGAAGCUGAAGAGCACCCAGAAAUUUCUGAGACUUAUGCAGUUUCAGCUGUUCCUUAUUUUAUAUUUUGCAAGGAUGGUAAAAGUGUUGAUACACUUGAGGGGGCAAACCCAACUGUUUUAGCUAACAAGGUUGCAAAACUUGUUGGACCUGCUGGCUCUGUAGAAUCUGCUUCACCUGCAAGUCUAGGGAUCGCUGCUGGCCCUACAGUUCUGGAAGUUGUGAGAAACAUGGCAACACAAAGUGUCUCUUCCAAAACUGAAGAAAUGAACUCUGGCCUCAGUGAUGAGCUGAGAAAGCGUAUACAGCAGCUUAUCGACUCAUACCCUAUUUUCUUAUUCAUGAAAGGAAGUCCAGAGCAACCUAAGUGUGGAUUCAGUCGAAAGGUGGUUAAUAUAUUGAAGAAUGAGGGAGUUGAAUUCAGAAGUUUUGACAUUCUUUUGGACAAUGAGGUACGUGAAGGAAUGAAGAAGUUCUCCAAUUGGCCUACUUUCCCUCAGCUCUUUUGCAAGAGUGAUCUUCUUGGCGGGUGUGAUAUUGUAGUUGCUAUGCAUGAAAGUGGUGAAUUGAAAGAUGUGUUCAAGGACCAUGGAAUUCCUAUCAUUUCAAAAGAAACCGAAAUUGCAAAAAAUUCAGAAAGUCCUAUACCAGAAAAAAGUGGCGACAUUUCUGAAUCCACAGGCCUUAGUGCCGAAGUUGCUUCUCGGCUUCAAACUCUUGUAAACUCAAGCCCUGUGAUAUUAUUCAUGAAAGGGAAACCAGAGGAACCAAAGUGUGGGUUCAGUCACAAGGUUGUUGAAAUUCUUCAGCAAGAGAAGGUUGCGUUUGAUAGCUUUGAUAUUUUAUCUGACGAUGAAGUGAGGCAGGGUCUAAAAGUUUUCUCUAAUUGGUCAAGUUAUCCCCAACUAUAUAUAGGAGGCGAACUGAUUGGAGGAUCUGAUAUUGUGUUGGAGAUGCAAAAGAGUGGGGAGUUGAAGAGGGUUUUAGCUGAAAAAGGAGUGGUUCCAAAGGUUACACUUGAGGAUAGGCUGAAAAACAUCAUCACGUCCUCACCAGUGAUGCUUUUCAUGAAGGGUACUCCUGAUGCACCGCGCUGUGGUUUCAGCUCAAAAGUUGUUAAUGCCCUUCAGAAAGAAGGAAUCAGUUUUGGGUCCUUUGAUAUCCUUUCUGAUGAAGAAGUGAGACAGGGAUUGAAGACCUAUUCUAACUGGCCAACCUAUCCUCAGCUUUACUACAAGGGCGAAUUGAUUGGAGGAUGUGAUAUUGUGAUGGAAUUGCAGAGCAGCGAGGAGCUCAAGUCAACUCUUUCAGAGUGAUGUUAAUGUUAUGGUUGUAGUGACAGUUAAUCAUGUUUCCCUUUGUGGUUCUAAUUCCAAUCCACUUGAUGUGUAUCGUACCAUUGUGUUGUUUGUUUUACCCUUGAUACCAUAUGCUGCUAGUUCACCUUCAGUUUUCUUUA
Messenger RNA from Zingiber officinale, 1734 nucleotides. Its product is annotated as monothiol glutaredoxin-S11-like. The record is from RefSeq and is a predicted model, not a curated record. NCBI's taxonomy places the organism in Eukaryota, Viridiplantae, Streptophyta, Magnoliopsida, Zingiberales, Zingiberaceae. The coding region runs from base 92 to 1591 and encodes 499 amino acids. The transcript has 3 exons.